This is a messenger RNA of Gekko japonicus, 2931 nucleotides long. Its product is annotated as von Willebrand factor A domain-containing protein 5A-like. Lineage: Eukaryota; Metazoa; Chordata; Lepidosauria; Squamata; Gekkonidae. The record is from RefSeq and is a predicted model, not a curated record. The transcript has 19 exons. The coding region runs from base 243 to 2675 and encodes 810 amino acids.
AUUUCCAAGCUGCACCACCGAGGCUCAUCCCUCCGCGGGAAUCUGAAUGUUGACCAGCCGAGGCUGAAAUUUGUAGACACUCCCCGGCGAGGGCGGGGAUCUCGGGAAGUACUCGGGCUCCCGAAGGUUUUGCUUUCCAUUCUGCCCUCCGGCUGCUGCAGAAAGGAGCAAACCCGCCGCGUAGAAGUGCCCUAGAGUUCUCACAACGUGCCAGCUUUGUCUCCAGAGAUCCUCGCUUAAACAUGACAGUUUGUGGCCUCGUCAAGACCUCUCAGGAGCCAGUGCCCUUGCAAAGCAUCUCUGUGGAUGUGGUGGUCCAAGGCUUCGUGGCUGAUGUCGUGUCUGAGCUUCGGUACAAGAAUGAGGAAAAGAACCCCGUGGAGGUGACCUUUGUUUUCCCUCUGGACGAUGAAGCUGCCGUCUACGCUUUUGAGGGCCUGAUUGGUGGGACACGGAUUGAGGCUCAGAUCCGAGAGAAGAAAGAGGCACAGCAGGAAUACGAGGAUGCCCUGAGCGAAGGACGGGAAGCCUUCCUGCUUGAGAGGGAGACAAACACCAGUGACAUUUUCACCUGCAGCCUGGGAAACCUUCCGCCCAGUGAGGAGGCCACGCUGAAGCUGCGCUAUGUCCAGGCGUUGGCUCCAGAACCCGAUGGGGCCGUCCGCUUUGUCCUGCCUGCUGUGCUGAACCCACGCUACGAACCCCACGGGUCAGACAAGAACACAGUCACCAAGAGCAUACCACGAGUGCCCCAGGGAAAGCUUCCCUAUACGCUGGGCCUCUGCGCCACACUGGAGUCCUCCCAUGGCAUCAACCGGGUAGAAUCAAAAUGCACCUUGGAGCCCCUUCGCUACACAGUGGAAGACCACACUGCUGCCAAGGUCUCCUUGGCUGAAGGGCACCAAUUUGACCGAGAUGUGGAGCUGCUGAUUUAUUAUGAGGAAGUUCACAAGCCCAGCGCAAUCCUCGAGGCUGGGAAGCCAGGAGCUGCGUCAGGUUCCCUGAUGGGGGACCCAGCCCUUCUGGUUACCCUGUACCCCAGCUUGCAGUGUGCCCCCAAGCCAGGCCUGAGUGCCACUGGGGAAUUCCUCUUCCUGCUGGAUCGCUCUGGCAGCAUGGAUUGCAGCUCUGAUUACAACAUCCCUGAUGCACCACAACGUAUUCAGAGCGCCAAGGAGACCCUGAUUCUCCUCCUGAAGAGCCUCCCUCUGGGAUGUUUCUUCAACAUCUAUGGCUUCGGAUCCACCUACGACUCGUUUUACCCGCAGAGCGUAGAGUACACCCAACAGACCAUGUCAGAAUCCCUCCAGCGUGUUAAGGACCUCGGUGCUGACUUGGGGGGCACAGAAAUUCUGCAACCACUGAAGGCCAUUUACAGCCAGCCAUGCCGAGAAGGACAUCCUCGUCAGCUGUUUGUGUUCACAGAUGGAGAGGUAUCUAACACCGAUCAAGUCAUUGCAGAAGUUCAGCGUCACAGCACUUCCCACAGGUGCUUCUCCUUCGGCAUUGGCGAAGGGGCCUCCACAGCACUCAUCAAAGGCAUUGCACGAGCGGCCGGAGGCAGUGCCGAAUUCAUCACGGGCAAGGAGCGCAUGCAGGCCAAGGCCCUGCAGUCUUUGAAGAAGGCCCUGCAGCCAGCAGCGACAGGGAUCUCUCUGCGUUGGGAUUUGCCUUCCGGUCUUGAGGCCGUGCUUGUGGGGUCUGGUCCCCAGGUCAUCUUCGAAGGGCAGCGCAGCCUCAUCUACGCCCAGAUCCGGGGACAGCAUCAGUCCUCGGUUGCCUCUGGGGGGUCUGUUGUGCUGCAGUACAACUUCCAAGGCCAGACUUUCACAGAUACGGUGGAGUUCCCCCUCCAAGCUGAGGAGCGUGACAGGCUCCCGGUUCAUCGACUGGCGGCUCGAGCCCUGUUGCAGGAUCUGGAGGGCGCUGGAGAGAAGGAGGAAGAAAAGCAGCGCCUGGCUCUGCAGACGAGCUUGAGCUCUGGGGUGGUGUGUUCCCAGACGGCCUACAUCGGGGUGAACACAGAGAAGGGCCAGCCAGUGCAAGGCCCCCUUAUCCACCGAGAUGUCCCCCUUUCACACUACCAAGGUGCAAUGAUUAAGAAGCGGUGCCCACGUUCAGCCCCAGGCAUUUUUAUGGCUCAGUGUGCCCCCAUGCCCAAAGCGUAUUCAGUAACGCUGAACGACUGUGCGGUCUACGAGGGUUCUUCAGGUCAGCGGCGUAAACUUCGUGGGGGGGGCAGGGCGCGAGCCUCCCCUGAUAUUUCCUUGAAGGGUGUUCCUCUUCGGACAUCACACGCGAGAGCCUUUGUCGCGGAGGAGAUGGAAGAGCCCACCCCCAAGAAAGAGGAAUCCCCUCUCCUGAGGCUGGUCUCCCUGCAGAAUGCGGAUGGCUCCUGGGUCCUUGAUUCCAGCCUGGCCAGUCUGCUGGGCCUGAAUGAGGCUGAGAUCACGAGCAAAACACCUGAACAGGUGGCCCCCAAUGUGUGGGCAACUGUGCUGGCCAUCUUAUGGCUCCACUCCAAUGCUGCAGAGCAGAGGGAUGAAUGGGAGCUGCUGGAAGGGAAAGCGCUCCACUGGCUUCAAGCAACUGCAGGGUCUCGGCUAGCGGACUGCGUGAAGACUGGCAAUGCAGUGCUGGGCAGCAGCGUGAGCCCCCAGACUCUGGGUCUCUGAGCUCCUCUCUCUUCCCUUGUGCCUUGAAACUGGAGCUCCUGCUUCGCUCCCUCUUCUCAUCGUGCCCAAAUGUAACCAGCUGCUUUUAGGAGGACCUGACUGAAUUCCUUGGGUAGUUGUUCAUUCCUGUGCCUGAGACCCUUCCUUACCAGUGUGCUGGGGCUCCACUGUGCCUGAAAGUUGCUGCUCUUUCCCCAGCCCUGAGGUGCCUUAUGGUCCUAAGUCCUCUUUUCUCACCACACACUCUGUGGCAGGC